GCCACGCCCAGGCUCCGCACGUCUCCGUCACGCCACGCUUGACGCGCAGUGUAUGUGUGGGUUUGCUGUCAGUCCUGUGAGCAAUCAAAGCAGGAUUUAGCCAAAGUUUACUUGGAUACUUUAUCAACGAUUUUUAGCUCCCCUCUCUCUAACAGAAGGUCAAGUCGAAUAGAAAAAAUAACAGCGGAUUAGUAUCUAUGUGUUAAUAAGUUUGUACCUCUAAAAGGGCGACGCGCAUUAGCUUAGCUAGCUAGCAGCAGGCUACCAUGUAAAGAGACAAAUCGGAUACUGUGGACUGAAGCAAUGUGAUGGUCAACCAGAAAAAGACUACUUAAACUACUUAUUCUCUGGUCAUGCGACCGCUACGUAUAGAUGGCUGCUGCUUGGAAAUAGUUGAUAUCUACAGAAAAAGAAAGUUGGUCACUCAUCCUUCGUCCUGGGAGCCUUAAUCGAGACCAAACACAGCAGGAACAGCAGCAGCAGGGUAGCCAUAAUAGCUGCAUGAUGGAGUGAUGCAAACUUUAGCUGGCAGGCUGACGAAAAGCCAUGGAGGGAGUAGAGCGAGAAGCUUCUAUGGGGAAGAGUGGCAGUCUGACAGAGCUGACCGUCGUGCAGAGUGUUGUACCUUUGGACGGGCUUACUGAAGAUGAAAGUUCAUCGCAGCCUGAUCUCAACUUUCCUCACAUUACUGAGGACACAACCUGGUUAAUGGUUCAGGAAGAAGAAUUAACCUCCUCUGAGCUGCAGGAGCUCGGCUCUGCCUUGGGUGAGGAAGGGGAAAGUAAAGAGACCGUGGACAAUCCAUGUGUUCAGAAUGGGGAGGAAGCUGAAAAGGAUAAACCACAGAACAACAGCAGUGCUACUGUAACAACCAGCACAUGUCCAGAGCUGCUGCAGAGCUCCACUCUCUCGUUGUCUGAUCAUUUAAAGUUGGGCCGAGAUGAGUCAGAAGCUACAGGACUAAACGUGGAGUGCAAGAUAUGUGGGGACAAAGCUUCGGGGUUCCACUACGGUGUACACGCCUGCGAGGGCUGCAAGGGGUUUUUCAGACGCACCAUUCGUAUGAAGCUAGAGUAUGAGCGCUGUGAACGGACCUGUCGAAUCCAAAAGAAGAAUCGCAAUAAAUGCCAGUACUGCCGCUUCCAGAAGUGUCUGGCUCUCGGCAUGUCCCAUGAUGCUAUUCGUUAUGGCCGUAUGCCAGAGGCAGAGAAGAAGAAGCUGGUGGCAGGACUGCUAGCAGGAGAGAAGAGUCUGCUGAGCCCUGGAGGCUCUGAUCUCAAAACUUUGGCAAAGCAUGUCAACUCAGCCUACUUGAAAAACCUCAAUAUGACCAAGAAGAAGGCACGAAGCAUCCUCACUGGAAAAACCAACUGCACCCCGCCCUUUGUGAUUCAUGAUAUGGACUCAUUGUGGCAAGCAGAGAAUGGUUUAGUCUGGAACCAGCUGAAUGGUGCUCCCCCAAACAAAGAAAUUGGAGUGCAUGUCUUCUACCGCUGCCAGUGCACCACGGUGGAAACGGUUCGAGAGCUCACAGAGUUCGCCAAAAAUAUCCCUGGCUUUGUAGAGCUCUUCCUUAAUGAUCAGGUAACUUUGUUAAAGUAUGGUGUCCAUGAGGCCAUUUUUGCAAUGCUACCAUCACUCAUGAAUAAAGAUGGACUCCUGGUAGCCAAUGGGAAGGGCUUUGUGACGAGAGAGUUUCUUCGUAGCCUGCGCAAACCCUUCAGUGAAAUUAUGGAACCCAAGUUUGAAUUUGCUGUGAAGUUCAAUGCUCUGGAGCUGGACGAUAGUGACCUGGCUCUGUUUGUUGCAGCCAUCAUACUGUGUGGAGACCGCCCCGGACUCAUGAAUGUGAAGCAGGUCGAGCAGAUUCAGGACAGCAUCCUCCAAGCUCUGGACCAGCACCUCCAGGCUCACCAUCCUGAGUCAGUCCACCUCUUCCCCAAACUGCUGCAGAAGAUGGCUGACCUGAGGCAGUUGGUCACAGAGAACGCUCAGCUGGUCCAGAUGAUUAAGAAGACUGAAUCUGAGACCUCGCUCCAUCCGCUUCUACAAGAAAUCUAUAAAGACAUGUAUUAAGUCUUAUGACUUAGGACUUUCAAACUGAAUUAAGAGACAUGUUGCACACAGGCAUCCACGGUGCUGCAGAUACCAUAGAAUUUUUAUAUUGGCAGUUAUGGAGUUUUACAAAUACUAUGUUCGAAAACUGACUUUUUUUCUUCGGGGCAGGGUUUUUUCCCAAAAAAAAAAAAAAAAUCUUGAUUUUUGUGAAGGUCAACCUCUGUGUCCAGCUGGUGAAAAGCACAUUAAUAUCACCCAGAAUAUAACAGUAUUUUGAUAAGAUGUGUGUUAUAUGGACAUCCUUUUUCCAGUUGUUUCCAAUUAAUUAGACUUUAAAUGAAAAUAAUUGGAGUAGUAGUAAUUGUAUCAUUUUACAUAUUUCAAGGCUGCUUCACAUACCUAAAUCAAGAUUUCACAGGACUUUCUAGGCUCUUUCUAAUUCUCUUUAUUAAUUAAUUGAUUCACUGAUUAACAUUUAUUGAUAAAGGCCAGAAGUAUCAAACUCAGUCUAAUAAUGUAGCAUUAGGAAGUAAUCAGAAAGGUGGGGAAACUGUUUCACUUGGUGAAUUACUCAGGGGUUGAGUAACUGCCUGUCAUUAUUUUCUCCUACAGUUACUUGCUUUACAUUUGAAAAAUAACUUAAAUAGCCAUGUCAAAUUCACCAUGACCUUGAAUUUCAAGUCAAUCUAAUAUGCAUAUGGAACAUAAACACUUUGCUGAGUUAACUCAUUUCUCUAGUACUAUGUACUGUUUCAUGAAUUGAUUUAGGUAUACUUUAUGUAACUUUCUUGAGUUGGUUUCUUAAAGGAAUAGUUUGUACUUAGAAAACAAAUCUUGAUUUUUCCCCCAUUAGUAGUGUAGAGAUUUGCACAACAGUUCUGCAGUUUCAAAUUGACUAGUUAGAAAGACCCAUUACACCUAGUUUGUAGAAUAGCAGAAUAUCACUAAACUAAAAAUCAGUAUUUAGUUUCUGGUCCUGUGUAGGUGAAUUCUGAUGCAGAUUGUGGACAUAUACAAAGCAGACCAUUCUGAAGUAUAAUUUGUUCUUAAUUGAGAGCUCACAAUCUAAUUCUAUGUUGGAGCAAAGUCAUAUUUAUGUUUAUUCAUUGAUCUAGUUACCCUAACAUACACAUAUAUAAUUUAGUCUUUUAACAAAUCCUAAUCAUGUCAUGUGUCUUAUGUAUUGGCCCAUACGUAGUAUCAAGUAAAAUUGUUUAGAACCUUUAGUCUUUAACCCUAUUGAUAUGAAACUGGUUGUACAUUACAACUGAUUUCAUGUCUGUAGAAUAUUCCAUAUUUUUCCCUAGAUUUUAACUAGAUUUUAAUGUCCUAUUUGUAGGCAUUUGAGAUUUUAUUGUGUGAUAAAAUGAUUACACUUGCUGCUGUAAAAGCUGAAGAGCACAAUAUAAAUGACCUGUAUAAAUAAUGGGAUGUUUAUCUGGUUAUGUGGAAUCUUUUUUUAAAUAUCUGUGCUGAAUGUACACACACAAACUUUUCACUCCACUUCACUUCAAGCCAUGCUUUUCUCACACCACCCAGAACACUUUUUUCAUGAUGAUAGAAGCCUUAUGGUAUUUUGUUUGGUAUUAAUUCUCAAUACCCAGUCAACACUAAAUUAAAGCCCAGUAUCUUAA
This is a messenger RNA of Pangasianodon hypophthalmus (striped catfish), 3692 nucleotides long. RefSeq names its product peroxisome proliferator-activated receptor delta b (gene ppardb). Gene Ontology annotation, cellular component: nucleus. The transcript has 8 exons. The record is from RefSeq and is a predicted model, not a curated record. Lineage: Eukaryota; Metazoa; Chordata; Actinopteri; Siluriformes; Pangasiidae. Gene Ontology annotation, molecular function: zinc ion binding; RNA polymerase II cis-regulatory region sequence-specific DNA binding; nuclear receptor activity. Gene Ontology annotation, biological process: cell differentiation; regulation of lipid metabolic process; positive regulation of transcription by RNA polymerase II. Bases 547 to 2076 code for a protein of 509 amino acids.